AUGUCGAAGAAAUACAGAUAUCUUUUAAUUUUAUUCCGGAGUGGGGUUGGAACCACCAAUCAUAGUUUGUUUAAGUCGCCUAUUUUAUAUAAACCACGCUUUGUAUUCCUCGUUCUUCGUUUUCCAAUACGCGUGGCGAUGGCAUCAACAAAUGAUGGGACCGAGAUCUCUCAGGCAGAUAAGAAUGUAGAGAUGUGGAGAAUCAAGAAGCUGAUCAAAAGUCUAGAGUCUGCUAGAGGUAACGGGACGAGCAUGAUUUCGCUUAUCAUUCCUCCAAAGGAUCAGAUUACUAGAAUAGCAAAGUUAUUAGCUGAAGAGUAUGGAACGGCAUCUAACAUCAAAAGUCGUGUAAAUCGCCUAUCCGUCCUGAGUGCAAUAACUUCAGUACAACAACGUCUGAAGCUGUACACUAAAGUUCCUACCAAUGGCCUCGUAGUUUACUGUGGAACAAUAGUCACUGAAGAUGGUAAAGAAAAAAAAGUGAAUAUCGAUUUCGAGCCAUUUAGACCGGUAAAUACGUCCCUAUAUCUUUGCGACAACAAGUUUCAUACAGAGGCCUUAGUAGCUCUGCUGGCGGACGACAGCAAAUUCGGAUUUAUUGUUGUCGAUGGUAAUGGGGCCUUGUUCGGGACAUUGUCGGGAAACACUCGCGAGGUUCUGCACAAAUUUACUGUGGAACUGCCUAAAAAGCAUGGUCGUGGAGGACAGUCUGCGCUUCGUUUUGCACGUUUGCGGAUGGAAAAGCGACACAACUAUGUUCGUAAAGUAGCUGAGACAGCGACACAACUUUUCAUAACAAACGACCGACCAAACAUCGAAGGCCUUAUUCUUGCAGGAAUUGCUGACUUCAAGAGUGACUUGGGACAAUCUGAUAUGUUUGAUCAAAGACUUCAAGCAAAAUUGAUCAAAAUCGUAGAUAUAUCAUAUGGUGGGGAGACAGGGUUUAACCAGGCUAUCGAACUAGCCACAGAUGCACUUGCUGGCGUGAAAUUCAUACAGGAAAAAAAACUUAUUCAAAGAUACUUUGACGAAAUAUCUCAAGAUAGUGGGAAGUACUGCUUCGGUGUUGAAGAUACUUUAAAGUCUUUAGAGAUGGGAGCCGUGGAGACCCUCGUGGUAUGGGAGAACCUAAGCGUGAACCGCUAUGUCCUCAAAGUUCCAACUUCUGAAGAAAAUAGAAUUAUACACUUGCGUCCUGACCAAGAAACUGAUCGCCGACAUUUCAUCGACCCCGAGACGGGCUCUGAUUUAGAGAUACUCGAUACUCAGCUUCUUCUAGACUGGCUCGCUCUAAACUACAGGUCUUUCGGAACAACUUUGGAGAUUGUCACGGACAAGUCGCAGGAAGGUGCUCAGUUUGUCCGUGGCUUCGGUGGGAUAGGUGGUAUUCUGCGCUAUCAGCUCGAUUUCAAUCACUUGGCGGGUGGUGAUGUUGAUUUCGAGGAUGACUUCAAUCUUGAUGAUUACUGA
Molecule: messenger RNA, 1470 nt
Organism: Schistosoma turkestanicum
Lineage: Eukaryota; Metazoa; Platyhelminthes; Trematoda; Strigeidida; Schistosomatidae
Source: the annotation of a GenBank genome assembly